This is a messenger RNA of Carassius carassius (crucian carp), 2495 nucleotides long. RefSeq names its product nuclear protein localization protein 4 homolog. The record is from RefSeq and is a predicted model, not a curated record. The transcript is spliced from 17 exons. The coding region runs from base 160 to 2037 and encodes 625 amino acids. Gene Ontology annotation, biological process: ubiquitin-dependent protein catabolic process. Gene Ontology annotation, cellular component: nucleus. Gene Ontology annotation, molecular function: ubiquitin binding; ubiquitin protein ligase binding. Lineage: Eukaryota; Metazoa; Chordata; Actinopteri; Cypriniformes; Cyprinidae.
UAAGCAGGAUCCCGUCAUAGCCCGGACUCAUUUAGAUGUAGCACCGGCUCUAUGAGUUUGGCAUCGCUGCAUAGAUCCGAGAAGAUCUUAAAACAGCGAUAUUAAAAUACGUCAACUCUCAUAUCAGCGACGUCAAGAGGGGCAGUUAAUCCCAUCAGCAUGGCGGAAAACAUAAUCAUCCGUGUCCAGUCUCCAGAGGGGAUGAAAAAAAUCGCCUCAACAAAGCGAGAGACGGCUGCAGCUUUCCUCAAGAAGGUUGCCAAAGAGUUUGGGUUCAGUUCAAAUGGUUUCUCUAUCUACCUGAACCGGAACAAGACUGGAGAGAUUCUGUCACAGAACAAGACUCUCAGCCUGCUGAAAAUCAAGCAUGGCGACAUGCUCUUUCUUUUUCCAUCCUCAGCUGGACCCUCCAGUGAGAACAUGGACACAGCUCAGCCUCACACCUCUUCUUCCUACCCUUCCUUCCCUUCAUCCUCUUCAUCGUCAUCUUCCUUAUCCCGUUCACACUCUGCACCACAGAUCCAGGAGGACGAGAUUGACCAGUAUCUUUCCAAACAGGAAGGAAAGAUCUACAGAAACAAAGACCCCCAGCUGUGCCAACAUGGUUCUAUGGGGAAAUGUGUUCACUGCGUACCUUUAGAGCCUUUCGAUGAAGACUAUCUGAACCACCUCGACCCACCGGUCAAGCACAUGUCCUUCCACGCCUACAUCCGGAAACUCACCGGCGGAGCAGACAAGGGGAAAUUUGUGGCUCUUGAGAAUAUCAGCUGUAAGAUUAAAUCUGGCUGUGAGGGACAUCCGCCCUGGCCAGAGGGCAUCUGUACCAAGUGCCAACCCAGCGCCAUCACCCUCAACAGACAGAAAUAUCGACAUGUGGACAACAUCAUGUUCGAGAAUCAUACCAUUGCGGACCGUUUCCUUGACUUCUGGAGGAAGACGGGUAACCAGCGGAUGGGGUAUCUGUACGGACGCUACACAGAGCACAAAGACAUCCCUCUCGGCAUUCGAGCUGAGGUUGCCGCCAUUUAUGAACCUCCUCAGAUUGGAACCCAGAACAGCUUGGAGUUGAUUGAAGACCCCAAGGCAGAAGCAGUUGAAGAGAUUGCUGCAAAACUGGGCCUACGGAAGGUGGGGUGGAUUUUCACAGAUCUUCUGUCAGAGGACACCAGAAUAGGCACUGUCCGCUACACCAGAAACAAGGAUUCAUUCUUCCUGAGUGCUGAGGAGUGCAUCACAGCCGGUCACUUCCAGAACCAACAUGCCAAUGCAUGUCGGCUUUCCCCGGAUGGCCAUUUUGGAUCCAAGUUUUUCACAGUGGUGGCAACAGGUGGUCCCGAUAACCAGGUGCACUUUGAGGGGUAUCAGGUUUCCAAUCAGUGCAUGGCUCUGGUGAGGGAUGAAUGUCUACUGCCCUGCAGAGAUGCUCCUGAACUGGGUUAUGCCAAAGAGUCCAGCACAGAGCAAUACGUCCCUGAUGUCUUCUAUAAGGAUAAAGACAAAUUUGGCAAUGACAUCACACAUUUAGCCCGACCACUGCCAGUGGAGUACUUGAUCAUUGACAUCACUACCACUUUCCCAAAGGACCCUGUGUUCACUUUCUCCUCUACUCUUCGCUUCCCCAUCGAAAACAGAGAUGCUCUGGGAGAGACCCAGGACUUCCACAGUUUAGCGACAUAUCUUUCCCAGUGUUCUUCCUCCUCCUCCUCCUUCCUGGACAUUGUCUCAGACUUCCAUCUGCUUCUCUUUCUUGUCACCAAUGAGGUCAUGCCCUUACAGGACAGCAUUGGACUUCUGCUGGAUGCAGUGAAGACAUCCAAUGAGGAGCUGGCUCAGACCUGGAAGAAAUCUGAGCAGUGGGCCACAAUCGAGCAGCUCUGCAGCACAGUUGGAGGGCAGCCGUCGGGAUCUCUGGAUUAUGCCAUGGGCGGCCCAACUCUCCCCCAGGCCUCUUCAGCUGUGUGGUCCUGCCUCCACUGCACAUUCAUGAACCAACCUGGCACAGAGCACUGCGAGAUGUGCAGUUUGCCCCGCAGCUAAAACCCCACGAAUCCAGGCUGCACUGUACAUCCCACCGGGAACAGCAGUGAGAGUGGGCGUGCUUCCCUGUAUUCCUGCCAUUUUAGUAUGCCUAAUUCUUAACUCCUCUCCUCCCUCACGGACUGUGUCGCAUCUAAUGCUGAUGCCAGCCGUGUGCCCGAAUAUGCGCCCAAUCCAAUGCUGUGAGCUGCAUCACUUUGAUGAUGAUUGAUAGCCGAAGAUGAUGGAUUGUACCCAUGUAGCACUCUCUGUGUGAGCCCAGUGCAUUCUGGGACUUUUAUUUUGACAAAGCACUUGGGUGAAGCUCCUUCCACCCUCCUUAUUUCCCUUUGCGGUCCAAAAUAACCAUUCAGCACCAUUGGUGAAACACAAUCAGUUUUUCUGAUAUUAAACGUCUUUCCCUAACUCUCACUGAUGUUGUUGUGUAUAUAAUAAACCGAGAAGAAAUAAUACUCUUA